Molecule: messenger RNA, 216 nt
Organism: Penicillium paradoxum
Lineage: Eukaryota; Fungi; Ascomycota; Eurotiomycetes; Eurotiales; Aspergillaceae
Exons: 2
Coding region: 1-216 (71 amino acids)
Source: RefSeq, a predicted model, not a curated record
AUGUGUCCAACCCACCUUGUGGACACGAGCAGCACCGGGUCUGUCUGCGAAAAGUGCAACAAAAGCAACGAGAUUUGGUUCAAGAUCCCGGAAGCGCUCAAGCCGGAUGUCGAAGCUGCACUUGAGCUGGAGGGAGAGGACCUUCACGAAGCACUUCGUAGGAUUCGUUUUCAAACUGGUGACAUGUUCAUCAUAGAAAUGGGAGGCUAUGACUAA